UUGCUGAGCACGCUUUGGCCUCCUAGGCAGAACUGCGAUUGCAGGAAAAGGGCAGCGAAGCCGCGCUAUGCAGCUAUCCGAGGACGCCACAAUGCGCGGCCCGCUGGCCCUAGUGUCUAUUAUCCUCCCGGUGCACAACGCUGAACAGUGGCUGGAUGAGUGCUUGGUAUCUGUUUUGCAGCAAGACUUUGAAGGCACCAUGGAGCUCUCUGUUUUUAAUGAUGCCAGCAAGGACAAGUCUAGGGCCAUCAUUGAAAAAUGGAAGAUGAAACUGGAAGAUUCUGGCAUCUCUGUAGUCAUUGGAGGCCAUGACUCUCCUUCUCCCAGAGGAGUUGGAUACUCUAAAAACCAAGCAAUCGCACAGAGCUCAGGGUCUUACCUUUGCUUUUUGGAUUCAGAUGAUGUUAUGAUGCCCCAGAGAGUGAGGAUGCAAUAUGAAGCUGCUGUUCAGCACCCGACGAGUAUUAUAGGAUGCCAAGUGAGGAGAGAUCCCCCAGACUCUACAGAGCGAUACACACGUUGGAUCAACCAGUUGACAUCUGAUCAGCUGCUGACACAGGUGUUCACCUCCCACGGCCCCACGGUGAUCAUGCCUACCUGGUUCUGCUCUCGAGCCUGGUUUUCCCACGUGGGCCCAUUUGAUGAAGGAGGACAGGGCGUUCCAGAGGAUCUGCUGUUCUUCUAUGAGCACCUCAGGAAAGGUGGUGGUGUCUUUCGGGUAGACCACAGCCUGCUCCUCUACCGAUACCACCUGUAUGCAGCCACACAUUCAGUCCUUGAGAUGACCAUCUGGACUCACCGUGUCCACUUCCUAGAGGAACAAAUCCUACCUCACUGGAAGUCCUUCACCAUCUGGAAUGCAGGCAAGCAGGGGCGUAAGUUAUACCGCAGCCUCACUGCAGCCAGCCGGCACAAGGUGGUGGCCUUCUGUGACGUUGACGAGAACAAGAUCAGGAAGGGCUUCUACUGCUAUGAAAACUCACAGGAAAGACCCAAGCCAAAGGUUCCCAUCCUGCAUUUCCAAGCUGCCCAGUCGCCCUUUGUCAUCUGUGUGAAGCUGGACCUCACAGGGGGCGAGUUUGAAGACAACCUGAAGUCACUGCACUUGCAAGAAGGCCGGGACUUUGUUCAUUUCAGCUGAGGCUGCCGCCUAGCAGACAUGACAUCAAAGCCUUCAAAGCCUAUCUCACACAUGGCCUCUUCAGCUGAUCUCAGCCAGACUUUCUUCUACGCACAACAGAAAAUGCUGAGUCGCCAGGCGGUGGUGGUGCACACCUUUAAUCCCAGCACUUGGAAGGCAGAGGCAGGCGGAUUUCUGAGUUCGAGGCCAGCCUGGUCUACAGAGUGAGUUCCAGGGCAGCCAGGGCUAUGUGGAGAAACCCUGUCUCGAAAAAAAAGAAAAAAAGAAAAAGAAAAAAGAAAAUGCUGAGUCUAGGAAAGAGGUGUGCAAGACUGGGAUGAAUUAUGAGCCAGGACUCCAGAAGUCCCUGCCACUAGGGCAGCACAACAAACCUGCAGACCCAGGCCUGAAAAGUGGCUCUGGAUAAAGGCAGCAGCCUGUGCUUUCAAGUCAGGUUCUGUGAGAUGCAGGCUAUUACACUGAGUGAGCACACACUACCACAGGCCUUGGCCACUUCACUAUGAGCAGUUAUUUUGAAUUCUGUCUCAGCCACAUGUCCAUCCUCAACUGCUUAAUGAGCAUCAGGCCUGAGAUACAGAAAGGCAGAAGGGGCAGGCAUGGGACCACCAUGGCAUGCAGGCCCUGGGACAAGGUGUCAAGGAUCCAGGCUUUGGGAACAAAGUUGUCAUCCAUAUUCCCACAGGGAUGCUGGGUUCUGAUGAUCUCUCGCUCAGACCAUUGUAGUAUUGCUGGUAACUUGGCUGGCUGAGCAUGUGGGAGAAGAGCUGUCUAUCACUGCAUCUGCCCAGCACUUCAGACUUUAUACCAGGGUGUGAAACACCCAUCAUGCUAUACAAAUCACGCAGUAGAUCCUCCAGCUCCUUUUGCACAGAGAUAGGCAGAGGCUGGGAUGUGUGAUACAUGAUUUAAUGAGAAGCACAUCUGUGUGACAGCAAACGUAUGGGCAGUCCAGGCCACCAGAGCACAGCAUGCAUGAGGAAUUACUGCUCUCUGUGGAUGGCCUCCCAAUCCAUCUAGCAGCAGGUGCUAGUCUGUGGCACCAAGUUUCCAUGAUGGUAAAGCUUGUUGUGGAGCUGCAGGGCGAGACAUCCCAGCUAGGUAGGCAAGGCUCAGCUUCCUGGAACAGGCUGUAAAGAGACAUGGCAACAUCAGGCUGGUUGCCACCCCACCCUCUCUGAUAUAUGGCUAAAGCCUGCCAUGUCCCAGAAUUGUGGCAACUUGAAUUGCGUAGUAAUAGCUCUGUCAGAGUACGUUAGUAAACUGUUCACAUGUUUAAACUUAAGUUCACCCUGCAUAAAGGACAAGGCUACAUCAUGGCCCCAUCUGUUGUCACCACUCCUAGAGCCACUCAAGCAACAGGCCACAUCUAUGUAUCCCUCAUAGCUUCUGUAGGGGGAAGCCCUGGGAAGAGUUGGGCACACAGGAAAAAACAAAAUUCAAAGCUAAGAGAAGAGCAAGAAAAGAAGCUGACCAGCGAGACCAUGCCAGCUAAAUACCAAGACCCCAGGGUUAGAACAAACCAGUUUCAGACAGGGCUCUGCAGCUGGAGGUCACAGCCUGGGAUAAUGUAAUGUGUCAAGAAAAAGUGCUGGCCCAGGGUCAUCAGGGACAGAAGAACAGAGCUGUGAAACAACAGUGUAGGAAAUGAAAUUCAGAUAAGGGGGAAAGAAACAUUAAACAGGAAGGUCAAAUAGGAAACAAAGAUGAUGGAUGUAAACUUGCCUGUAAUUAUACAGUAAACAUGAAUUCAUGAAAUGCUAAUUAAUAAAGAUUUUAAAAUGAUAUUAAG
Mastomys coucha (southern multimammate mouse) is the source of this 2930-nucleotide messenger RNA. RefSeq names its product UDP-GlcNAc:betaGal beta-1,3-N-acetylglucosaminyltransferase like 1 (gene B3gntl1). The coding region runs from base 68 to 1141 and encodes 357 amino acids. The transcript is spliced from 13 exons. NCBI's taxonomy places the organism in Eukaryota, Metazoa, Chordata, Mammalia, Rodentia, Muridae. The record is from RefSeq and is a predicted model, not a curated record.